Messenger RNA from Symbiodinium natans, 693 nucleotides. NCBI's taxonomy places the organism in Eukaryota, Dinophyceae, Suessiales, Symbiodiniaceae. The record is from the annotation of a GenBank genome assembly.
AUGGAGACCGGUAGUGAGACAGCCGAGAUCGUCCGUGCCUUUGAAAAAACGGCCGCCUUCCUGCGCAAGUUCCUGUGGCCCUUCCCGCUUGGCGGCGGGUAUGCUUAUCUGAGGUAUCUGUCUUCCAAGGGCGACUUCGAAGCCAUGCAGGGCCUCCUGCAGCUCGGCGUACCUGCCGGUGGCCGCGAUAGCCUCGACGAGGUCGAGCAGCCACCCAUCUUGUACGCCGCGCGGGACGGGCACCGAGAAGCCGUCAAGCUCCUCGUGCAGUUCGAGGCCGACGUCAACGAAGUUGGCGGCAUCCCCUUUGAAACCGCCUUGCAUGUUGCGGUGCAGAGCCACAAGUUGAAGGUGGUCCAAAUGCUGCUGUCCCUUCGUGCAGACCCUCAGAUGAAGGAUGCUGGAGGGCAAGGACCCCUACACCGAGCAGCGCGCGAGGGCGCGAUUGCCUCGCUGCAGACGCUCAUUACUGCCGCUGCGGAGGUGGACAUGAGGGACACCUGCGAGCAAGCGCCCAUCCAUGUCGCGACCUACUUCGGCAGGGAAGAGGUCGUGAGGGCACUUUUGGCGGCAAGAGCAGAUGCUGUGGCUGAGAACAUCCGUGGACAAACGCCACGGAAGGUGGCCGAGCGCCUCGGCUACACCACCAUCUGCCAGAUCAUCGAUAAGGAAAUCGAGCUCCCGGAAAAUUAA